UGCUGUAGCGAGUCUCGCCUCCACCCGCGGUGUACCCGUCGGUGUACAUCGGGUUGCGAGUAGAGCGACCACGCUCGGGAUCAUCUCCAGACGUCGAAUAAGCACAACCAUGGCACCCAAGCGGAAACCCUCGCCAACUCCCAGAGCAAUCGGUAACCGACGUCGUCAGAGGCCUGUCCCAAAAAAGGUGAUCGAAUUACCGAACCGACCCAGACAGGCUCCGAUCGUCGAUUACGAUUACUACGAGGACGAGCUGGAGCGCGUCAUCGGGAAGUCUACGUUAAACGGGAAGAUUUACGUUACCGGAACGGGGAGCAUCGGGUGCCUGGACCAGGGGAACUUCCCGCAUCCGACGUCUUGCAACAAAUUCAUCACUUGCGCCAGGAUGGUCAAUGGACGAGUGAUCGGAACCGAGUACACGUGCCCGAAUAAAUUAUCCUUCGACCCCGUUGGUGGGAUCUGCAACUGGUCGGCUGGACUCGGAUGCAAGGAAUGACCGUUCUCCUAUCGGUCCCGAUCUGGCACGAUUUGUGCAAAAAAAAAAUUAAUUCGAGAGAAAAAUCACUAGUAAUGGAUUUCGGAUGAUUUGUGAAACGUCGAGAACAUUUCUGGGGACGAUCAAUCGAUUCCGCGAGGAGACGAGAAUUAGCGUAGCCACGAUUCAUUUCGAACGCGGAACGGUGAUAUUAUCGUGUACAUACAUUCGUUGCGACAUUUUAUUGUAAAUAACGUACUUUAGUCUCAUAGUUGUAACGGCAAAAUAAUUUAUGAACAUCCAGCGAAUCCUUGGAGAAUUUGAAUAAUUCUCAAUGCUGCUAGCAGUUCGUAUUUAUAGGGAUGAACGUUGUAGCUAGGCCUCGUGUCGAUACUUUUGGAACCUUCACUCGGCGAUAGCA
Orussus abietinus is the source of this 896-nucleotide messenger RNA. RefSeq lists its product as uncharacterized. Lineage: Eukaryota; Metazoa; Arthropoda; Insecta; Hymenoptera; Orussidae. Gene Ontology annotation, molecular function: chitin binding. The record is from RefSeq and is a predicted model, not a curated record. Gene Ontology annotation, cellular component: extracellular region. The coding region runs from base 110 to 496 and encodes 128 amino acids. The transcript is spliced from 2 exons.